AUGGAGAAUAUGAAGCUCCGAACUCUCCUCCUAUUGCUCUUGAGGGCCCUGGCCCCGAAGGAGAUCUGGGCAGGCUCCCACUCCCUGAGGUAUUUCUACACGGCCGUGUCCCUGCCCGGCCGCGGGGAGCCCCGCUUCAUCUCCAUCGGUUACGUGGACGACACGCAGUUCGUGCGGUUCGACAGCGACGCCCCGAAUCCGUUGGCGCGGUGGUUGGAGCAGGAGGGGACAGAGAACUGGGAAGCUGAGACUCAAAUCUUCGAGGACACCAAACAAAGUUUCAGACUGGGCCUGAACAACCUGCGCAGCUACUACAACCAGAGCGAGGCAGGGUCUCACACCUACCAGUGGUUUUGUGGAUGCGAUGCCGCGCUGGACGGGCGUCUCCUCCGCGGGUACAGUCAGUACGCCUACGACGGCCACGAUUACAUCGCCCUGAACCAGGACCUGCGCUCCUGGACCGCGGCGGACACGGCGGCUCAGAUCACCCAGCAGAAGUGGGAGGCGGCGGGUGUGGCAGAAAUGAACAGAGCCUACCUGGACGGGGCAUGCGUGGAGGGGCUCCUCAGACUCCUGGAGAAGGGGAAGAAGACGCUGCAGCACGCAGACCCUCCAAAAACACAUGUGACCCACCACCCCAUCUCUGACCAUAAGGUCACCCUGAAGUGCUGGGCCCUGGGCUUCUACCCUGCGGAGAUCUCACUGACCUGGCAGCGUGAUGGGGAGGACCAGACCCAGGACAUGGAGCUCGUGGAGACCAGGCCUGCGGGGGACGGGACCUUCCAGAAGUGGGUGGCCCUGGUGGUGUCUCCUGGAGAGGAGCAGAGAUACUCGUGCCACGUGCAGCACGAGGGGCUUCAGGAGCCCCUCACCCUGAAAUGGGAGCCACCUCCUCAGCCCACCGUCCCCAUCUGGGCAUCAUUGUUGGCCUGGUUCUCUUUGUGGUCAUUGGAGCUGUGGUGGCGGGAUUUGUGAUCUGGAGG
Messenger RNA from Vicugna pacos (alpaca), 983 nucleotides. Lineage: Eukaryota; Metazoa; Chordata; Mammalia; Artiodactyla; Camelidae. The record is from RefSeq and is a predicted model, not a curated record.